Messenger RNA from Leguminivora glycinivorella, 1225 nucleotides. RefSeq names its product cyclin-dependent kinase 2-like (gene Cdk2). Gene Ontology annotation, cellular component: cytoplasm; nucleus; cyclin-dependent protein kinase holoenzyme complex. The record is from RefSeq and is a predicted model, not a curated record. Gene Ontology annotation, molecular function: cyclin-dependent protein serine/threonine kinase activity; ATP binding; cyclin binding. Gene Ontology annotation, biological process: protein phosphorylation; regulation of G2/M transition of mitotic cell cycle; regulation of gene expression. NCBI's taxonomy places the organism in Eukaryota, Metazoa, Arthropoda, Insecta, Lepidoptera, Tortricidae.
GUAAUUAACAUUUCAACUGUCAAAAAAAGUAAACGCAAACCACAUCCAACAUUUUUGUAAAAGUAGUUUUUUAGUAGAUUUAAUGGAAAAGUUUUCAAAAGUAGAGAAAAUCGGCGAAGGAACUUAUGGAGUCGUAUAUAAAGCAAAAGACAGAGAAACUGGAAAUGAAAUUGCUUUAAAGAAAAUCAAACUAGAAAAUGAACCUGAGGGCGUGCCCUCCACAGCCUUACGUGAGAUCUCAGUGCUGCGCACGCUCCGGCAUGAAGGGGUGGUCCGGCUGCUCGAUGUGCUGCUCGCUGACCGGAAGCUGUUCCUCGUGUUUGAGUACAUGCACAUGGAUCUCAAGAGGCUGAUGGACCUCACAAGGGGCCCAUUGCGUCCGGAACUUGUCAAGAGUUACGUCCGCCAACUAGCCGCGGGCCUCGCGUACUGUCACGCCGCUCGCGUCCUGCACCGAGACCUAAAGCCUCAGAACCUGCUCGUGGACAGCGGGCGCAUCAAGCUCGCGGACUUCGGCCUAGCGCGCGCCUUCGCUCUGCCUGUCCGUGCUUACACACAUGAGGUUGUGACGCUAUGGUACCGAGCGCCCGAGAUCCUGCUGGGGGCCAAGUUCUACUCCACCGCCGUCGACGUGUGGAGCCUCGGUUGCAUCUACGCUGAAAUGAUGAGCGGGCGCACGCUGUUCCCGGGCGACAGCGAGAUCGACCAGCUGUUCCGCGUGUUCCGCGCGCUGGGCACGCCGGGCGGCGCGCUGUGGGCGCGCGCGCGCCGCCUGCCCGACUACCGCGCCGCCUUCCCGCGCUGGCCGCCGCGCGCACCGCGCCUGCUGCUGCCGCAAGCCGCACAGCUCCUCCCGCACGCCGCCGACCUGCUGGACGCGCUGCUCAGAUACGAGCCAGCCGAACGUCUGUCCGCGCGCGCAGCCCUGCAGCACCCGUUCCUGCAGGACGCGCGCCUCACGCCGCCCGACAUCCCGCUGUCCGCCGCCUCCACGUCGCGCCCCUCCGCCGCCGCCGACCUGUGACUACUCUAGUCGCCAAACUCACAACUCUCGCGACAGACGUCCGCUCGGCUCGACGUCCCGAUAUGGAGUGAAAUUAUAGAGUAGGCUUGUGUCGUUCACGAACUAUGAACUGUUAGGAAUAAAAUCCCAUCAAUGACCGAAAUGAACUGAAUCUUUCCGUGCUCUGAGAAUCGGUCUUUGCUCAUUUAGUUCAGUAUAGGA